Messenger RNA from Astrephomene gubernaculifera, 1347 nucleotides. NCBI's taxonomy places the organism in Eukaryota, Viridiplantae, Chlorophyta, Chlorophyceae, Chlamydomonadales, Astrephomenaceae. The record is from the annotation of a GenBank genome assembly.
UGUUUCGCUGACGACAUUGCUCCAUCGCACAAACGAAGGUGACAUUGUUCCAAGCAGUGCUCAAAAGGAGAGCGGUAUAGAAGACAACUUUGGCGACGAGGCUAUGCCAGCAUAUGACGAACGCAGUGGUGUGCAGAGGUGUACCUAUACUUUAGUUGAAGCAGCAGAGGAAGCCUGCAGAUCUGCCUUUGCUGACUCCUGCUCAUAUGCCUGCUGCUGCUGCGAACGCAAGCUGUUCAGGCAAUCCGUUGUGGAGGUCACGGAAAACAUGUAUGACACACUCAUCGAGGAGUGGGCUACCAAUCUAGCAGGCUGGGUAACACGGCGCGGUGUGGGCUACAUGUGCCACACAUGCCUUGGCAGCAUUCGUAGGGACCGGUGCCCAAGGUUUUCAUUGGACAACGGGCUACAACUUCCAGAGGUUCCACCUGAGCUGCAAGGCAUUCCCGAGCUUGCAGAACGGUUGCUUGCUAUACGCAUACCAUUCUUGCAGUUACGGAGACUUCCAACUGGAAACCAGCAUGGGCUGAAAGGUAUGGAUGGUACAGCCUGUCCAGUUUGUUUUCUUUUUCUGCGCAAGCCUUCCCACCGCCCAGUCCUCACCACACCUAGCUUUCUCUUGCCGUACCUCCCCUUGCUUUCCUUUAAGAACCGUCCCUGUUCUUGCUUUCCUAUCCCAUUCCCUGCCCACGCCCUCCCUGAGCUGCCAUGCCUUUAUUGUUCUUACCAUGCGACACCCCUUGCCAAUCCAUCCUGUCCCCAUCCCUGUGCUUCAAUCCCUUUGCCCCUUAUGCCAUAACGAGCCUCGCCUUUCAUUCCGUUGCCUUCACUUCCAUCCCCUCCCCUCCCCUGCCAAAGCUUGGCUCCCAAACUCAGCCUCUCUGGAUAGUAUAGCCUCCACGGUUCAAUACACUUUUCUAUGCAAGCCUUGCCACCGCCCUGUCCUCCCCACCCCUACUUUCCUGUUGCCUUACCUUCCCUCGCUUUCCUUUCACCACCUACCCUGUUCUUGCUUUCCUAUCCCUUUCCCUGCCCACGCCAUCCUUCAGCUUCCAUGCCUUUAUUGUUCUCUCCCCACGACUCCCAUUGCCAAUCCAUUCCCACCCCAUCCCUGUGCUUUUAUCCCUUUGCCCCUUCUGCCGUAACGACACUUCCCUUUCAUUUCUGAGACCUAGGACCGCGCGUCAGGUACUGUGCACGCCUCUGAUACCCUCGGGUUGCCAACGCAAUUGAGACCCUCCUUACUAGCAAGACGACUUGCCCCUGAGGGCCGCAGACGCCAGGCUUGCCGGUGCAAUGAGCCAAUUGCCACUGUACAGGCCUGAGGCUCGACGCUGUAAACGCCAC